This is a messenger RNA of Nannochloropsis gaditana CCMP526, 1594 nucleotides long. RefSeq names its product nad-dependent epimerase dehydratase. Gene Ontology annotation, molecular function: oxidoreductase activity, acting on the CH-OH group of donors, NAD or NADP as acceptor. The coding region runs from base 25 to 1167 and encodes 380 amino acids. The record is from RefSeq and is a predicted model, not a curated record. The transcript has 3 exons.
ACAGACAUCGUUACCACCAGGAUCAUGAAUGUAUUCAGCAAUAUAGUCAAUCGAUUUGGCCGGGAGAGUCAGGAUGGCGCCUUAACUCCCUCCACCAUCCAGCGGACCGUUGUGGUAGUGACGGGUGCUACAGGCUAUAUUGCGAGCCACAUCGUCAGGGUGUUGUUGGAAAAUGGUUUCAAAGUUAGGGCAACGGUCCGCGAUCCCAGCAACAAGGCGCGUCUGAAGUUCCUCAGCGAUCUUCCCGGAGCGUCCGAGCGGUUGACUUUCCACAAAGCCGAUUUACUGGCUCCCGGCUCGUUCGACGAGGUAUGCGCUGGCGCCACUUGCGUUAUUCACACGGCCUCCCCCGUGCCUCUGGAAAUGCCUGAUGACCCCAACGCAGCCGUGGUCGUUCCCGCCGUAGAAGGUACAAAGAAUGUGUUCGAGUCGAUUCUCAAGGCAGGGAGCAUCAAGCGUGUGGUUCUGACCUCCUCCAUCCGCGCCGUCUUUGGCUUUGGGAACGAGAAACCUCCCGGAUACGUGUACUCGGAGGAGGAUUGGAACACGACAUCCAGGCUGGAGAACAACCAGGCGUACAGCUUGAGCAAGACCCUGGCCGAGAAGACAGCGUGGGAGUAUGCCGAGAAGGUGGGGAAAGACGGGAAGAAACCUGAAUGGGACCUGGUAGCGAUUCAGCCGGGCUUGGUCUUCGGCCCAUCCCUGUCCGGGCGAGAGGACUCGAUGAGCCUAACUCUGUUCAAAAACCUAGUAACGGGCCAUCAAUCAGGCAUGGUGAAUCUGGCCUGGGGUGUGGUUGACGUCCGAGAUGUCGCCACCCUGCACGUGGCGGCCCUGACCAACACUCAAGCCUCCGGGCGCUACAUCGCCACAAGUGCCACGCUCUCCUUCCAAGAGAUCAUUGACACGGUUCGCGCCAAAAUUAACCGCCGUUUGCCCAGGUACGCGGUGCCCAAGGCCUUCCUUUGGAUUGGGUAUUACUCAGGCUUGGCGGGGAAGCAGCUCUCUUGGGAGGACAUUGCUUACAACGUGGGAAAUCCUGUACUCUUCAGCAAUGCAAAAGCUACGAAAGAAUUGCUUCCAGAAGGCUUCAUCGAGCCAGCGAAAACGUUUGGAGACAUGUACGAUAAUUUGACUGAGGUCGGCAUCAUUCCCGAGGGUAAUUAAAAUCAUCAUGUAUGCCAGGAAAGAGAGGAUUUGUCCGUUGGCGUCGGGGCUCCUGAUUCAUAGCAUGUGUGAAAAUCAUCUACAGUCCACGGACGCUGAAGCACUUAGAUUACUAACACGUUAGAAGAUGCGCGCAUAAAGCGGCAAAAAAAUUGGACAAAAGAGGGCAGUACGCUGGAGAAUGUUCAUGGCCAAUAGACGAGGCAAAAGCACCUUCUGAACACACGUAAUCUAUGAACUUCAACAAGUCCUGGUUCAGAAUUGUUGUUUUUAAAACGUACGCAAUCAUUCGGUAGCCCAUCAAUAAAUGAUAGAUAACGAUGUGACAAGGAUGAACGAGAGGUUAGGUUUCCCGUAAAAAUAUUCAGUAAGAAACGAGAUGAAACGGCCGUGUGUGCAAAAGAAAGGAAUUCAUGCAAAGGAAAGA